AUGGCAGCCCCUACACAGUUGGCUUACCGUACGGUUAAGGGAGUUGGCAUCUUGGAUGCGGCCCCAGUCUAUGCACCUUUGUCUGGAUUUGAGAAACCCGAGGGAAACCUGCGUUGCAGCGCCUACUCCCCUUGUGGUCGCUAUUUCGCCUGGGCCUCUCCCGAGAAGGUGACAAUCGUUGAUCCGUCCGUCGGACAUGUCGUCUCCACUAUUGUUGCGGAGAAUGUGUUUGAGCUGGGGUUCUCUCCGCUUGGAACCUAUUUGAUCACCUGGCAGCGUCCGACCAAGGAUGAGAAGGGUGAUGCUGUCAAGAACCUGAAGGUCUGGCAGGUCGUGUCUAGCGGUGAUGAGAAUGUAGUUGUGGGCAGCUUCGUCCAGAAGUCGCAGACGGGCUGGAACCUUCAGUACACCUCCGAUGAGCGUCAUUGCGCGCGCGUCGUCACCAAUGAGGUCCAGUUCUACCAGAGCGAGAACCUCUCCCAGGUCUGGAACAAGCUGCGAGUGGAGGGAGUGACUGAUUUCUCCCUUUCUCCCGGCAAGAACGCCUCCAUUGCUGUCUUCAUUCCGGAGCGCAAGGGUCAACCUGCCGCCGUCAAGGUGUUCUUGGUGCCUCAGUUUGGAGCGCCUGUCUCGCAGAAGACUUUCUUCAAGGGUGACAAGGUUCAGCUGAAGUGGAACGAGCAGGGCACGACUUUGAUUGUGUUGGCCCAGACAGAUGUUGACCGGUCGGGCAAGAGCUAUUACGGCGAGACCACCCUGUACCUGCUCAGUGCUGGAGGUGGCUUCGACUCCCGUGUGGAUCUCGACAAGGAAGGUCCUAUUCACGACGUGACCUGGUCCCCCAACUCCAAGGAGUUUGGUGUGGUUUAUGGUUACAUGCCGGCAAAGACCACCAUUUUCAACUUCCGUGGUGUCCCCAAGCACAGCUUCCCGCUCGGCCCUCGCAACACCAUUCAAUUCUCUCCUCAUGGUCGCUUCGUCCUCGUGGCCGGCUUCGGUAACCUUGCGGGUCAGAUGGAUAUUUACGACAUGGACAAGAACUACCACAAAAUCGCCACCGUGGAGGCCUCCAACUCGAGUGUCUGCGACUGGUCUCCUGACGGUCAGUUCAUCCUCACCGCCACGACCAGCCCACGUCUGCGUGUGGACAAUGGACUGCGUAUCUGGCACGUAAGCGGCGCUUUGAUGUACAAUGAGGACAUGACCGAGCUGUACGAUGUGGUGUGGCGUCCCCAGUCACUUGAGCAGCACCCCCUUGGCGACCCGUUCAACCCUCUGCCGACUCCUCAUCCCUCUGCGGUGGCCUACCUCAGCACUAAGAAGGCUCCUGUUAAGCCCGCAGGUGCCUAUCGCCCCCCCGGUGCUCGUGGCCAGCUAACCCCUCUUGCUUUCAAGCGUGAAGAUCAGGGUGGUGCGGCGUAUAUCCGGGAUGGCGCGCCCACUGGCGGCGUGGUGAACGGCUUCGGACGCUCCCGCCGACGUGAGGUGCCUGGUGCCGAACCUGCCGAGGAGUUUCUGCCUCCGGGAGCCGCUCCUGGAGGCGGCGUGGCUCUGCCUCCUGGCGUUGAGCAGCCCGAGAAACUGUCCAAAUCGGCCGCCCGCAACAAGAAGAAGCGGGAGGCCAAGAAACAGAAGGACGAGCAAGGCGAUGGUGAGCAGGCUGCUGGCCAGUCCACCCGUAGCCCCGAUCGUCGCGGCGACAAGGCGCAUGAGCGCAACCGAUCUAAGGGCCAGAACAAUGAGCGCAAAAACCACCAGCAGGCCAAUGGAACCGCUACCAAGGCCCAUGCCCACGCCAAAGCCAAUGACAACGCUGCGGCGGAGGCUGCUCUGGAUGCUAGUGGAGCACCCACUGCGCAGGACAAAAAGAUCCGUGGACUUCUGAAGAAGAUCCGGGCGAUCGACGAGCUGAAAAUGCGCCUUGCCGGUGGGGAGAAGUUGGAGGAUACGCAGAUGAAGAAGAUCCAGACCGAGGAGGCGGUGCGCAAGGAGUUGGAUUCGCUGGGCUACAGUGGUUAA
Messenger RNA from Aspergillus saccharolyticus JOP 1030-1, 2019 nucleotides. Its product is annotated as translation initiation factor 2A. Bases 1 to 2019 code for a protein of 672 amino acids. Gene Ontology annotation, cellular component: cytosolic small ribosomal subunit. Lineage: Eukaryota; Fungi; Ascomycota; Eurotiomycetes; Eurotiales; Aspergillaceae. The transcript has 6 exons. The record is from RefSeq and is a predicted model, not a curated record. Gene Ontology annotation, biological process: translational initiation. Gene Ontology annotation, molecular function: ribosome binding; translation initiation factor activity; protein binding.